Molecule: messenger RNA, 1895 nt
Organism: Rubroshorea leprosula
Lineage: Eukaryota; Viridiplantae; Streptophyta; Magnoliopsida; Malvales; Dipterocarpaceae
Source: the annotation of a GenBank genome assembly
GCCAUUGCAGCCAGGGGCAACCACCUGCUGGUGUGAUGCAAAAGACGUUGCAAAACACAAAGCACUGAAAAAGUUCCAUUCCAACCCAUCAAUUUCACCAUGGAUCUUCUUGCAUACUUCAAUUCUUUAAUAGUUCUAGUACUAGUUUUCCUACUCUGUUUCUACUACAUAGUAUUAAGGAGAAACAAAGUUCCUAAUGUCAAAAUCCUCCCACCCGAAGCUGCCGGAGCAUGGCCUAUAAUCGGUCACCUUCCUCAAUUAGCAAAGCCAGAGCUUCCUCACAUAAUUCUGGGAGCCAUGGCUGAUAAAUAUGGUUCUAUCUACAGCAUCAGGCUCGGGAUACACCAAGCGGUGGUGGUGAGUUCAUGGCAGAUAGCUAAGGAAUUAUUCACAACCAAAGAUAUGGCCGUAGCCUCUCGCCCCAGAUUGAUAGCAGGAAAAAUCAUGGGCUACAAUCACUACAUGUUUGCCUUUGCCCCUUACGGAUCAUACUGGCGUGAAGUUCGCAAAAUGGUAGUGUUAGAGCUGCUUUCCAAUCACCGGAUUGAGCUACUCAAACACGUUCUAGUCACCGAAGUGGAAGCCUGGCUGAAGGAACUGUACAAGCUUUGGAGUGGCAAAAAAGAUGGCUCCGGUUGCGUAUUGGUUGAUAUGAAGAAAUGGUUUGAGGACUUGACAUUAAACGUGAUCCUUAGGAUCGUCGCUGGGAGAAGGUCAUUUGGUGCUGGGGCUGAGGGUAAUGAGGAAGAGGCAAGACGAUGCCAAAAGCUGAUAAGUGCAGUGCUACAUUUGUUUGGGGUAUUUGUGGUGAGAGAUGCUAUUCCUUUUCUAGGAUGGUUGGAUUUGGGUGGCCAUGAAAAGGCCAUGAAGGAGGCUGCAAAAGAGUGGGAUAAUCUUUUUGGCCAAUGGUUAGAAGAACAUAAGAGGAAAACAACAAACAAGGAGAAGGAUUUCAUGGACGUAAUGCUUUCUCUUCUUGAUGGCACAAACCUUGCAGGUUUUGAUGCAGAUGCUGUCAACAAAUCUACUUGCUUGACUAUGAUUAUGGGAGGUGCUGACAGCAAUGCAACGACCCUACUAUGGUCACUUUCCCUGCUCCUAAACAACCGUGAUACAUUGAGAAAGGUUCAAGAAGAGCUAGACAUCAAUGUGGGAAAGGGAAGACUGGUGCAAGAAUCAGACGUCAGCAAUUUGGUCUACCUCCAAGCAGUAGUCAAGGAGACACUAAGACUAUACCCUGCAGCUGCUCUUUCAGCGCCUCGGGAAGUCAUGGAAGACUGCUCAAUUGGUGGGUAUCAUGUCCAAAAAGGCACUCGUUUAAUUAUGAACCUUUGGAAAAUUCAAACAGAUUCAAGUGUUUGGGUUGAACCAUUGAAAUUUAGGCCUGAAAGAUUUCUUGAAACAUAUACACAUGUGGAUUUUAGGAGUCAGGACUACCAACUAAUACCCUUUGGUGGCGGUAGAAGAGGUUGUCCAGGGGUGUCUUUUGCUAUGAAAGUGGUACCCUUGGCACUUGCUAGCUUUUUACAUGCUUUUAAAGUCUCUACUCCAUCGGAUGCAAUGGUUGAUAUGACUGGAAGUGUUGGUCUUACAAAUGGGAAGGCUACGCCACUUGAAGUUCUUGUCUCACCGUGCCUUCCCCCUCAGAUUUAUGGAUCAUGUUGAACUCGUUAUCAUUGAACUAUGGCGUCUAAAAUUCAUGAACAUUUCAGAUGUACUAUUAUUACAGUUUCUUCAUCCACUUUGUUUAGUUUAAUACUUUACUUUAUGGAGAAGAGUUAUCAAUGAGAAAUAUGGAAAUGCUAGUGAAUUGGGCAAGCUGGGUAAGGGAGAGUAGUGGUUGUAAGGUUCUAUUUUGUGGAGGGAUGUUUGUAGAUUAAAUGGACUAGAUAUGG